AUGCCACCUCUUGGCUUCUUCGACCCCCUGAACUUUUCCAAGCCGGGCCGACCGCUGGGCGUGUACCUCCAGGACCUGAGCGAUGAGGAGAAGUUCGCGUGGCUUCGCGCGGCGGAGCUGAAGAACGGCCGCGUGGCGAUGAUGGCGACGGUCGGAGCGGUGUUUCAGCACUUCGUGCGACUGCCUGGCUUCGAGAGCAUGCCGGCCGGCAUCAAGGCCAUCGAAAAGGCUCCCGGGAGCUACGGCUUCGUGAUCCUUUGGAUCUUGGCCGGCGUCCUCGAGCUUGGGCCGUGGAGGCAGGUUGCAGACAAGGGAGUCAUCGAUUUGCUGGCCUUUGGCGAAGCUAUAAGUGUCGGUCCGGAGAUCCACUGCCCUAUGCAUGACUAUGUCGGGCUUUGCUCUCAGAGGGUGGCCGCGCCACUUUUCGUGCCCGGAGCUCCCAGCACUCAGGGCACCCAGGCACCCCGCACAGCCGCACACGCAGCUGCGCAGACACCCAGCAGCGGCCUUUCGGCAGCUACCGUCGGCACCGUCGCCAGCGCAGGCAUGGGAGUUUUGGUGGCAGCCUUGUCUCGCGCUUCCGUGGGCAGGACAUCCCGGCCUCACGUCGCACGUAACUUCUUCGGCGGACCCACCUCGACACCGGCCAGCUUCGACCCGGCAACGGAGCUGGGUGUGCAAGAUCCGGUGGGAUUUUGGGAUCCCCUAGGGCUUGCGGCUGACAAGGACAAGGCCACCUUCAAUCGCCGUCGCGCGGUGGAGCUCAAGCAUGGGCGGAUCGCGAUGUAUGCGACCAUUGGCUACAUUGUCCCGGAAUACUUUCGCUGGCCAGGCUUCCUGUCCCCCUCGUUGGGCUUGAAGUUCUCUGACAUGCCCAACGGCCUUGCAGCUCUUUCCAAGCUGCCUGUGCUGGGUGGUGCUCAAAUCAUCGCCUUCGCCGGCCUCAUCGAGACGACAGGCUUCUUCCAGGCGGCCUCGACCACCGAUGGCCGUGGUCCGCGUGAGGGCCAGUUCUCCAUGAAGGACUCCACCGAGCGCCUUGGAGGCAUGCAGCCUGCGUGCAGCACGUA
This is a messenger RNA of Symbiodinium sp. CCMP2592, 1070 nucleotides long. The record is from the annotation of a GenBank genome assembly. Lineage: Eukaryota; Dinophyceae; Suessiales; Symbiodiniaceae.